Melanotaenia boesemani (Boeseman's rainbowfish) is the source of this 1224-nucleotide messenger RNA. RefSeq names its product complement factor H-related protein 1-like. The record is from RefSeq and is a predicted model, not a curated record. Lineage: Eukaryota; Metazoa; Chordata; Actinopteri; Atheriniformes; Melanotaeniidae. Bases 41 to 1075 code for a protein of 344 amino acids. The transcript is spliced from 9 exons.
UUAACUCUGCUUUUGUGCAGUGAUUUUAAUUCCCAUCAUCAUGUGGCUGAGGUGUCUUGGAUUUGCUCUCCUGGUCUGGAUUCCUGCAGUGCUGCAUGCGCACCUGAAUUGCAGCGUUCCCGAUCUGAAAGAUGGAUAUUUCAUACCCACGGAGAAAUCUUAUCCUAAUGGGAAAACAGUCAUUUAUUCCUGCGAUAAAAGACACAAACCAGUGGUGGAGGGCUGGUGGGCAACCAGCACAUGUCAAAACGGUAAAUGGGUUCAUGAACCAAAGUGUAUAGAUGAAACAGCCUGCAUUCUACCAACUAUUCCCAAUGCAAAGCCCAGUCAAGUCCCAAAGGGUUGGUAUAAAGACGGGACUUCAAUGCCAGUGUACUGUAAAGAGGGAUAUGAAACUGAAGGCUCAACGCCUUCAUAUAUUACAUGUAUAAAUGGAAAUUGGACCUCUCUGCCAGUCUGUGGGAAAAGUUCAGGGGGAUGCACUAAGCCACCAAAGUCACCUGAUGCAGUCAUCAUUGAUCAGCAAUAUGAGGAGGUAUUUCCUCAUGGGUCAAGUGUGAGAUAUCAAUGUAGACAGGGAUAUGCUAUGGCUGGAGGAAAGACCGAAGCAUCGAUCUUAUGCACAGCCGGGAAUUGGCAAGCAGGCGAAGUGUGCAAAGCUUCUACUGGCUCCACAUCAAAGGACAAAGAAACUUCACCAUUUACGACAAUUGACAGAUGUGGAGCAUUCCCUGUCGUUAAGGAUGGUGAUUUUAUCCCAGAUGGUCAACGUUCAUUAAAGUUCCAGUGUGCACUUCAUUAUAAAUUAGUUGGUCCAGAGACAGUGGUGUGUUACAGCAACAGGCAAUGGUCUGAGGUUCCCACCUGUAGAGAAAACUACUGCUCUGUGAACACUGAAGAAUAUACCGACUUAGAAAAUAUUGGAGUCAAAUACAUACCAAAUGGUUACACAGAGAAACUGAAUUGUGUGAAUAGGUUUAAUUUUCGUAAUUAUGCUUUGGUGGAGUGUAACGAUGGAAUACCAAAGAUAUCCCGAUGUUGUAACAAAGCCCAGAUAAAUUUGGGUAUCUGCUAGAAUCGGGGUGAGAUGACAAAAUGAAGACAAAUAUCAGUGUGGAGGAUUUUAAGAAGAAUUAUGAUCAUACUGUCACACACUGUGCUGACUUGUCUGUGUUCAAAGCAAAAAAAUAUGAACUUCAAUAAAGUUUUCUGCUGGAAGUUUAA